Messenger RNA from Mugil cephalus (flathead mullet), 5791 nucleotides. RefSeq names its product sodium/potassium transporting ATPase interacting 2 (gene nkain2). Gene Ontology annotation, biological process: regulation of sodium ion transport. The record is from RefSeq and is a predicted model, not a curated record. The transcript has 7 exons. Lineage: Eukaryota; Metazoa; Chordata; Actinopteri; Mugiliformes; Mugilidae. The coding region runs from base 1456 to 2082 and encodes 208 amino acids.
GUGGCGGCGAGGUGUUUGACUUGACAGGUGGCAGGCGCGAGACGCUCCUCGCGGCUGUCUCUCUCGGUCCGUUGGUCCAUCCCGGUCCCCAUUGUCUCCCCUCCUCACUCCUCGAAGACAACCCCGAGACGACAAAACUAAACUUGGUCGCUAUCUCGCUCAUGUCGCCUUUCACGGGCCACGUUUGGAGACUUACCUCGACCUGAAAUUUCACCCCUCUGUCUCUCCCCUCUGUCCGAAAUUUGGACAUGCUCUCCUGUUUUGUUUUUGUUUUUUUCUAACAGUGUAGAAAUGUGUUAACGGGAGAAGGCAGCGAGGAAAACCGACGGACCGACCGACCGACUGACUGACGGACACACCGACCGACUGGGGCUGACAAAAAACGGCAUCUGUGUUGCGGACCCCUGAUGGAGACGUGAACCGGAGGACUCCUCAGCCAGAAGAGCCACCGAAACCAGCUUCCAGCGACUGUUGACACAUCACAACAACAAGCAGCACCUCUGUUUUUUUUUCUUCCUCCUCAGAUACAACAUUCAGGGAGAAAAAGAAGAAGUGAUAGUGGGGAUAAGAGGCGAUAAAAGGAGAUUCAAAGAAAAAAAAGAAGUGUUUGGUGAAGGAUGUUGCCGCUACAUGUCCGGUACUUCCCCUGAGAGGAGAGGAGAAGAGAAGAGGAGAGGAGAAGAGAGGAGCUCGCCUGUGAACAGAGGCAGGGACUACUUUCACUUGUUUUCUCCACCCUAAAACAAAUUAGGCUGCUUCAGUCAGACACAUGCGAGUGGCGUUUAAUCGGAUUAUCAGAGGAGAGAUUUAAUCUGAGGAAUAUGUCCAUUUAAUCUCACAGACUUUGCUGGGUUUUUUUUCCUUCUUUCUCCUGAGUGGCUACUGUCAGUGUCUCCCGCGUCGAUAAGGAUGCGACUAAUCGAAGGGAUCGUCGAUUGGACUUCCAGCAGGUGAUCGCCUGGCAAGUGGAGAGUCGCCUCAGAUCGAGGCAGGAGUGCUUCCAGUUUGAUUCCAUUUCCCACGUUAUCAGAAAUCCUCCGCCGGUCGUCGGCUAACAUGCACUAGGCCAGCUGACACGCCGGGAUACUAAACCGCCUCCACUUGCAGAGGAUUGGAGAGGCACGCCAUCCAGCUGUGUGGAUACAUAGAGGACAAAUCGUCAACCCUCCCCGAGGCCCCCACCUCCCGCCUUUGACCCCAUGCGUGCUGGGAAUCCAGGUGACCGUUUCAGGCUGAACUUCUGAAUGAAGCUUUAGUCCCCAGAGCUUCCAGAGGCCCCGUGAUCCGUUCUCCGAGGCCGGGCGCUUUCUACCUGGGCUGCCGGCCAGCCAGACGGCCCUCUGGGGGAGUUGGGAGGGGGGGCGGGCAGGAAGGCAGGCAGGCGGAGGCUCUUGUUGGAUUUCGGAGUUCCUGCUCCACGUGGGCUCCGCUGGAGACGGGCGGGAGAAGGACACCAUGGGGUGCUGUAGUGGCAGGUGCACCUUGGCCUUCAUCUGUGGCAUGCAGCUGGUCAGUGUGUUGGAGCGUCAGGUGAUAGAUUUCCUGGGCUACCAGUGGGCUCCCAUCCUGACCAACUUCCUACACAUCAUUGUAGUCAUCCUGGGACUCUUCGGCACGAUACAGUUCAGGCCAAGAUACGUCACUGGGUACGCCGCCUGGCUCGUGGUGUGGAUGACCUGGAAUGUUUUCAUCAUUUGUUUUUACCUGGAGGUUGGAGAUCUGUCCAGGGACUCUGACCUUGUCCUGACGUUCAACCUGUCCAUGCAUCGCUCCUGGUGGAUGGAGAAUGGCCCAGGGUGCAGGGUGACACCUAUCACCCCUCCCCCGUCCUGGGCACCCGAGGACCACCGAUAUAUAUCUAUAUCUGGCUGUCUGAUGGAUUUCCAGUUCAUAGAGGUGGCUCAUUCCUCGCUGCAGAUACUGCUGGCUUUGGUGGGAUUUAUCUACGCCUGCUACGUGGUCAAGCUCAUUUCUGAAGAGGAGGAUAGCUUUGAUUUUAUAGGAGGGUUCGACUCAUAUGGUUAUCAGGGGCCUCAGAAGACCUCCCACCUCCAACUACAACCCAUGUACAUGUCAAAAUAAACCCAGAAGAUUCUCCAGGAGUGCUGCCUUACCAACGACCCCUGCUUAAAAUCCUGCUUUUACUAUACUCCAUAAAUAAACAACCACAGAGACACAGACAAGAAGACGGGGACCAGACGACAUUCUGCGAUUCAACUUACAAAUCCCCAAAAUACUCGGGUCAGGUGAUGUCUCCCUGUGUGUCUGCUGGUUUUAAAGGAGUUCCUGAUGAAACACUGGCCUCGUGUGGUUGAAGAUGAUAACUGCAGGAAAUGUUUGUUUUUUUAUUAUUAUUAUUAUUUUUUAUUUUUUUUGGUCAUACCCAACCUGGAGCCAAUGGCCUGCUUCCUCUGUUGUGCUGUUGGGUAUCUGGAUUGUGAAAGGAUGCAAAGAGGCCCCGACUCUUUGGGUGAAGUGUUUCCUCAGGCUUCCAGUGAGACCUCUCGGAUUUCUGCUGUAAAAAAAAACAAAACAAAAAAACAAAAAAAAAAUGUCAAUGUUGAGCUUAAGUGUUCUAACAACUCUCACAUAAGCCUGACCAAAGAGUUAGAAAAAAAAAAUAACGAAAACCAAGCUACUAUAUCCCUGUGUACACAACAGAUCCUGCUUCUUCUGCUCUUGGUGCCAGGCGCACUGGACUUCCAAACCGAGAACCUACAAACAACCACUACCGAUAGAGGAAUGUUAGACGUGUUUUUAUUAGAACCACUUUCCGGCGUGUUGGGAUCUCGAGGUGGAAACUCGAUACGUGUCUCGCACACGCUUUGAAUGUGAACUAACAGCGAGACGUGUCGAGCUCAGGCACCGAGGACGUCAACACACCCUUGUAACAGAUCUAACCACUUCACUUUUUUUACUUCUAAUGUGAAUCUUAAUGUUUACAAUACAAAGUCUGUCGAUCUGACAAAAAAGAGGCUGAACGCUCGAGUCACAGAUGCAACAGGUACGUAGACCUGCAGAGUGGGAGACGGACUUUUUAGCUGCAGCAUCCCAAAGGCUUGUUUCGGGUUGUUUCUGUAGAUAUUAGUAGAUUAUUAGAGACAGGACGGGUUGAUCCAGGUGCGUCUUUAGGCCUCUUGCUGUCUAAAUAUUUUUGUCUUCCACCCAAGACAGACACACAGAGGGAGAUAGUGACAGAACAGAGACAAGAGAGUGAGGUCAGGCAGCAGUUUCCCAUCUGCCUCUUCAAGACGCCACAUCUCUCAGCGGGCAAGCUUUUCCUUUUUUCCCCCUAAUUAAUUACAUUCUUCAAAAAUGCUGGAAUCCAGAUAAAGAAUCCAAUCAGCCUUAUCACUCGCAGUAUCCAGCUCUUCUUAUUAACCGAAGCAGCUCGUGAGAAGGAAUCUUUGCGAAAGAAAACACAGCACCCCUUAGAGAAACGACAAUCACACAGUCAGAGUGGCCUGAGCCGUGUCUCCAAUCUGGAGUUUGAUAUUUUUCUGACAAAGGGGGGAGCUGGGUGCAAAGCCGGAGAAGGAAAUCCACCCCAAAAUGUCGAAAACGCUAGUCGUCGUCACGUGGGGGAGCGGAGGAGCCUCUGAAUUCUGUUAUUUGAUUCCCCAUUUAUCGUUUUAAUUUAUGUGCAUUUUUUCCCAAACCGCCGGUGAACGCUGAAGCGGAGGCCGAAUCCUCGACAACACACUGAACGCGUCCGCCCUCGCCGGCGGUCUAAUGAGGACAGAAAUUAUGCCGGGGAAAUGCCAGAGAGACGUAGCAGCUCGCCCCCUAUCACCUCACCGCUCGAAUUUUAAUGUUGAAAGUGCCAACCAUAUCACCGCGCGGAUUUCUGUAGCACUGGUUUCCGAAAGCCUCAGACCAAAAAUAAUAGGUCUCAAGUUUACCUGACUAAGAAGAAUACCACAGAUAUCACAAAUCAGAACGGAAUUGGCAUUCUAGACAUCCAACAGGUUUCUUUUUGCUUUUUUUUUUUUUUUUAGUUCAGAGAAAAUCAACUGAAUCCUUCUGGAAAUGUCAUUGAACUUGUUGGAUUUUUGUUGCAGUCCCUGGAUCAAAAGUUUGAGGCUUUCUGCUUCUACUAAGCAACACUACCACCGACUUCUCUUUGUGUAAAGACAAACUAACAGACUCUUCCCCUCUACAAACAGAUCUCAAAGUCCACCUCCCCCCCGUUUUUUGUUGGUUAUCUUCAGCAGUCUUUUAUAACAAAACUCUGUGGGUUGCGUUCAGAGUCGCUCCGGAGGACGGCGACGGCAGUUUGUGUGUUUGCAUGAGGUGUUUCCAAACCGUUGCAUAUUUAAUCUCAUGCCGCGUGUGACUAACUAGCUACUUAAAACGGGAACUGUUUGGUUUGUUGAAUGCUCCGCAGCUCUCUUCAGAGUCCUAAAUGUGAACUUUGUGUUUUUUUUCUAUAAAUAACACCGUCUGAAAUGUCUGCCGAGUAAAGGAGAAAAAUAGCUACUACGAUGUAAAAACGAUGAAAUGUAACUUUGAACUUCUAGACGUUUUUUAUUCACGUGUGGCCGUGUUUACUGUUUUUUCUAGUUGACUAAUAAUGUAUGAUGUUGUGUAUAAGUGGGACUACUGUGUUUUAUUUCUUCUUACUGUACAGUGUAUGUGAAACGAGAGGGUACGAGGACGAGGUGGAAAGAGAAUUAGUUGCACUAUAGCCUUUAAGUAUGUCAUGAACCGUUAUGUCAGGGCCAGAAAUUCACUUUCACUUCAGAACAAAGCCAACUUUACAGUAUUUAUUUGGGGUUGAUUCACGUUUUAUUAAUUAAACGGCAUCGGAUUAUGUAAUUGGUUUCCAAAAUUCAAACGCGGGGAAAAAAAACAAAAAGGGCGCCGCGCAUACGCUGUUUUGAAGCUCAGCUGAAAAAGACGAUCAGUUGGGAAAUGACUGAACUGAAAGUGAAUUUAUUCCUCAAUUUAUUUGUCUUUUGUGGAGUAAAUCGACUUAACAUAAGCUGACAUUGUGUACGCAUUACCAAUAAUUUAGACAGUCCCAAUUUUCCACACUUGACAAGCAGCAAAAGGUUUAACAGGUCGGAGAAGGAUUUCAGAAAUAUAACGUCACCCCAGUGUGUGUGUGUGUGUGUGUGCGUGUGUGUGUGUUUGUGUGUGUGUGUGUGUGAGUGAGUGAGAGAAACUGUGUGCCUACAUGUGGGACUAGACUAUGUACUGCAGUACAUUGAUUUCUGUGUCAUGGUGAACGUUACAGCGUUCAACCCAGAUCCUGCAAAAAAAAACAAAAAACAACUCCCAUUUAAACUGAAGGAAAAACUCUUUAAAGAGCAAUAAUAAAGUUAGUGGUAGAUUAUAAAGUACCUACGGCUACACGGCUAACUUCUUCUUGAUCACACUUUGGAACAGUACGCAGAGAAUUACAGAUUUGAGGAGGAGCAAGGAAUCAAACUAUUACUUAAGCUGCAAAAAAAAAGACUAUGCUUCUCUCAGACAAUGGAUUCAAGAAAACAGAUUUCCUUCUGUUCAGUACGAAAUUAGAUUAAUUUAAAACAUAAAACCCAAUGAUUACAACACAUUUAGCGACUAUUCUCAUUGUGCGUCUAUUCAGGAAUGUCCCACUGACUAACUGGAAGUAAAGAUGUCGGGUCUUUCUCUGUGGCUCUGGGUUGAUUUGUCAAAGUUCACCGCUGAUUAGAACCGUGUGUUGAUUUAACUCCUUCUCUUUUUAUGAUGGUUUUCCCACAGGUGACUGACUGUACAUAAACUAGACAGCUGGGAUUAAACUAGAGCGUGGAGAAGGAACGUC